CGAAAGAGCUAGCUGUUAUUGCGUUCGACGAGUAGACCACCAGGAAAAAUAAUAAAGUUAUGCGAUCGGUUCUAGAAGUCCUAGCACGCCUGUUGCGCGGCACCAGUUUUUGCUACCUUCUCACUACUCAUGCCUCGAAACGCAAGAACCCAGUUCCUAUUGCUGAAGAAACCACUUCUGCCAAGUGUUUGAAAGACGAUCAUGGAUCUUCAUGCCACACAGCAGGACCCGAUGACUCACGAUCACGCAUUGAUGGAAACACCCAAGUACUAGAACAGGCUGCAAGUAACAAAUCCCAUCACGUAGACGAGGCCUCCCAGGUCUUUAGCUAUACCGCAGGCGGGGAGCUUAUGGAUGUGUCAGGAUCGAAAUCGACAAAAUCGGUGGUCUUGUGAUGCAUAAAAUGUAGGGCACUGAAGGCCUGUAUUGGGGAGCAGGCAAAUCAGGCCGAUUGUGAGCCUGUUUAGGGGUAUGCAAUGUGCUGCCAGAGUAGCAUGACAGGAGCAGUCUUCUUUGUCCAAACAGCAUGACAGACUGGAUUUGGGUGCUCCCGAAAUUUGUCAUGCGCCACUCGGAAACUGAGGGCCCAACUGGUAUCGAUUUUAUGCAUCACAAAUUUUUCGAUUUUGUCGAUUUCGAUUCUGACACUUUCAUAGAGCUUGAAGCAGAAGCGACCGCAGAAACGACCGUAGCAACGGAACCCCGGGGAACCUUGUCAGCGACAGCCGACUCCGCGCUCGAUAGCAUGUCGGAACAAAGUGCUGACGCAGCCAAGGUGAAAACUUUUUACGACAGUUUUCCCACGGUCGUGAUUGGGUGCUGGCAGUUGACGGAGCGAUUGAAGAACAAUGAGAAAGCGGUGGAACUUCUGCAGGAGUACUACAGAAAUGGUUUUCACCACUUUGACACCGCCGACAUCUACGGCCCCAGCGAGACACUCCUCGGGUUCGCCCGGCAAGCAAUCCGGCUGGAGUUGCUGCAAAAUGCAAAGAACACGGGUAACAAGACUGAUCUCGAUUUCCACGUGUUCACGAAGUACGUGCCCUCCGGGCCCCAGGAGUCCGCCCUGCGGAUCAACCAGCUAUCCCGCAAAGCGCUUUUCCAGGAGGACUUUCGGAAGAAAGAGCAAGACAAUGACUACCCGCUGGAACUCGUGCAGUUCCACUGGUGGAAUUUCGCCGACCGCGGGCACAUCCAGGGCGCGCGGGACCUGAUGUCGCUGCAGGCCGAGGGGAAAAUUGAGCACUUGGCGGUCACAAAUUUUGACACUGUCCACUUGAGGGAACUGAUCGAAAAGGCUCAGUUCCCCGUCCGGGUGAACCAGGUGCAGUUCUCCCUGCUGGACCGGCGUCCGGAGAACGGGGUCUUGCAGCUCGCGAAGAAGCACCAGUUCAAGUUGACUUGCUUUGGCUCGGUGGCCGGGGGGUGGUUGAGCGAGAAGUUUUUGGGCAUGGAGUCCGAUCCGAUGCGUAGUUCCCGAAAGUUCCAGGAGUCCUCCACGGUUUCCUUGCGAAUGUACUACUCCAGCCUGAUGUCGUGGUGCCGCGGGGACUGGGACCUGUUCCAGCGGUUGCUGCGCACGCUGGAGAAGAUCGCGAACGCGACCCAGACGAAAAUUGCCGUUGUCGCAACGUGGUGGGUUCUGCAAAAACUGGAGACCGACGGGUUUGGCGGUGCGGUUAUCAUCGGUGUGCGCGACGCGAAACACCUCGAUGAAACCAAAAUCAUCCAAAGUGGGGGCAAGCAGCGCGACAACACGGGAAAGAAGAUUUUCCUCGCAGCCGACCACAUGGAAGCCAUCCAGCAGGUGCUGGAUCAAGGCACAUUUCCCACAGGUGAAGACAUUUGGUCAAGGGAACGUGGCGAUUGAUCAUGCAGAUCAGCUUUUUCGAAAGCUGCGAAGAUUUAUACGCUGUUCGGCGCUCCAAAAUUAAAUUCUACCAGCGCUUGCUGACUAGUAAAGCGACGAACCACAAAAAUAUUGAUACAGCAUAUCAAGCGCAUCGCGGAAGUGUAAAGUGUUGAAUAGUAGUACUUUUGUGCAGCAGCUGGAGUUACAUCACCUGACCUCUUUCUACACUGAUGUCAGCACCAUAGGACCUUAAGUGGGCUCCUGUAGAAGACUGAACACCUCGAAGUGUUUGUAGGCGAGACCUCUACUCACGCAACUGCGAGUUGAUGGAUAUAUUAACGCAUGAUGCACUGCGUUCUUUGUCUGUGCUCCUCAAGGUAGGGAGCUCACUACCUUCAGAACGCCUUUGCGCC
Molecule: messenger RNA, 2265 nt
Organism: Amoebophrya sp. A120
Lineage: Eukaryota; Dinophyceae; Syndiniales; Amoebophryaceae
Source: the annotation of a GenBank genome assembly